Procambarus clarkii (red swamp crayfish) is the source of this 3980-nucleotide messenger RNA. RefSeq names its product CST complex subunit CTC1. The record is from RefSeq and is a predicted model, not a curated record. NCBI's taxonomy places the organism in Eukaryota, Metazoa, Arthropoda, Malacostraca, Decapoda, Cambaridae. Gene Ontology annotation, molecular function: single-stranded DNA binding.
GUGAGCAUAACAGAAGGCUCGUUUAACUGUGGUUGUGAGACGUCGCUGUCAUUAAGUGCCGAGCACAUGUGUUGUGAGGCGUGACAGGUGUUGCAGUCGCGUGUGAAGCUAGCAACAGGUGUUGCUGUAGUUGCUGAAGCUUGAGCUUUACUUGGCCGAGCUGUUUUCCAGGGCAGCUAACGCGGAGCCAUGGAGGAGGCCGACAUUCGGGGCAGGCUGCUGGCCCUCAGUCACACCUUCAGAAUUUCCAGUGAGGACAUGUUCUUCAUGGAAAUGUGCUGUGGGAUUAAAAUCCAUCAUAUUAUAGUGCGAAGACACAGCCAGCUAGCUUGGCAUCAGUCACUGGAAGUCAGAUCCAGAUACAGAAUAACAAAUUUGAAAACCUUCGUUUUGUUUAAGGACAAAUAUAAUAUACCGGUAUUACUUACAACUCGUUUGUCCAUGCUGACACAGUUGGAAGAAGAUGAGCGUGAUGAUGAUCUUGAUGUAAAACAAGAUAAAGACCUCAUUUCUUAUAAGGGAACCAUAACUGGUGUUGUAGACGAAGAGGCUGGAAUUUAUGAACUUGAUGGUCGACACCGCCUGAUUGUUUCCUAUCUGAUUGAUUUUGCUGGAGAACUAUACACUGAGAAUUUGGCCGAGUCUAGAACAUGUAAAUCUCUUGAAAAAGGAGACUCCAUUACAGUCUACCAUGCUCACUACUUAAGGAUUUCUGGAAUAUUUCAUCUCGUAUGCUGUGCACGGAGCUUGGUGAGAAAGAUUAGGAAGACCCCAGUCCACACACACAACAAGAGGAGUGAGAGCUCUAUUGUGGAUUCUGUGCACUUGUAUAAUCCUGGCAUUCGUGGCAUCAUUUGGCUCUUGGAUCUCCAGAAUAGCUUGAUAAGUGCCCUCUGCCCAAAGUUUGUGGAUGAGAAGCUUAUUAGAAGGAGAAACUGGAAUGGAGCUUGCAAGAGCUUGCUGUCUAAUUUAAUUAAAGAAGGUGCCAGGCGGAAUCUGCUCAAGAGAGAGUCCCGCUCCCUUUACCAGGAAUUCAUGUCGCACUACGAGUGCAUCGUCAAUCAAGAUUUUGUGGCUCCCUUUACUGCAGUUACUUUGGACAGCUUGAAAACAAAUAUAAAUCCUGAAAGUGUUGCAGGAUGUGAAGCACCGACACUUUGGCAUCAUGUUGUUGUUGAUGGUAACGAGUCCAAGGUACUGGUGGGGAAGCUUGUCUGCGGUGACAGUGGUGUCCUGCAGGUGUGUCAGCAGACAUCACAGGUACCGCUAGAUCUCCUUAUUGUUGGUAAUAAAGAAAAUGUAUUUCAUAAAGUUGGUGCAGUUGUGGCACUUUUUAAUUUUAUUGUUGUUAUAGAAGAAUUCAAUAUAUUUGGUAAAAUAUCUGUGGAAAGUGUAUGCAAGAAGUAUAUUAUGAUUAAGAGUUCAGAUGUAGUAAUUUUAAAAGAAUCUGUUAAUAUGCCACAAAAACUUAUUGCUAGCAGUGAGAUGGGUUCUUUAUAUAAUAUCAAAAUAAUUUCCAAAUCUUGCAUAGUAUUCAAUAAUUUCCAGUCCUCAAAAGGAGUAUCAGGAAAUGAAAUUUGUGAUAUGUUUUUCAUAGCCCGUGCAGUAGUAAUGAGAUUGCAGCAACGCACUGUGCUAGACGAGAUGCGACAAACUUUUGUUAGAUUUUCUGGUAGCAAUGCAUUAAUACAUUCAUGCGUUCAAGAAGGGCACCAGUGUCUGAUCAAAAUCCCUGAGUCAGAAAAUGCUGAAUUGUUAAUGAAAAAAACCCAUUCAAAUUCCUGGCUAAGACCCCUUCAGAGUCACUUUGGUACAUGUGAAUGCCUUUAUAUUCCAGAUUGUGUUUCCGUAGUAGAUGUCACAAAUGAAAAUUGCCACCAGACUGAAUUAAGUGUAACUCAAAUUUUGAAGCCAGAGUUUGAUAAUCAUGGGCUAAUUUCUGUUAUUGGUACUGUGAAAGAAAGGGCACAUAUGACUCCUAAAUUUAUUUCUGAAAUCAGAUGUUUUACAGUAGAUGCAGCCAAUAAAUACCAUGUUGGUGUUCCAGGGAGCAAAAUUAUAAGAGUUUUACUUGAAGAUCAAGAAAAUUCAAAUAGUGAAAUAUGGCUGUAUUUAAAUAGCACUUCUAAUAAUUUUAUACAACAUUACCCAUUAGGAAUAAUUCCUGGGGUAUCAGUUAUUGCAUCUAGUGUUAAAAGGAAUGUCUCGAAGGCAAACAAAGUUUACCUUCAGGGCACAGUGUUUACGUGUCUUGUGCCCGUAGCCCUACCUGCUCCCAUUUCAAAUCUGCCUCAUAGGAAGAGAAAAAAAUUUGUUUAUCUUCGAGAUGCACCUCAACAUGGAGCAUUUGUUUGUUUUGCUACUGUUGGACGAAUAAUUAAAGUCAGUUUGAAAUCGGUGUGCUGCUUUUGUAAUUCGGACAUGGUCGAAGGGUCGUGCACUUACGUUGGUUGUCAUGCACAGCCAACAGGCAAAAUUGUUGCUGCUGCUCAAGUGAUUAUUGAUGAUGGCACUUCAACUGCAUUAGUCUUUAUUGAUUCUGUUGACCAAGUACAAAUUCUUUUACAACUUAGUCAUCAACAGUUUAAAUUAUUAGAAAAUAAUAUUAUUUCAGGAUUUCAUCAGUUAACCUACUUAUCAAUUAAGAGGAGGGAUCGUGAAUUAGGCAAUUCCCAAAUACUUCUGGCAUCUGUAUCUUCCAAGGUUUUUGAGAAACUCUGCUCCAAUGACCAGUUAUUGAGACCUCUAACAUUCACAUGCCGGAGAUUUAGUUCACAGUCACAAGGGCCCAGUCGGUAUAAAGAUCGUUUACAUUUAUACUGUUUGGAGUUAUCAGAGAUUCAUCCAAAUGUUGACAGUGAAAAACUGGUAAAACAUGCAAAGAAAUAAUGCACUUGUAUUUUUUCAUAAAUUAGUGAUUGUUUUCUAUUUUAUAGCAGAAAAAACUUUGUCCAGACAUUAUUGAUUGUUCAUAUUCAUUCCAUCUCUCAUAAAUUCAGAUUUUCCUCCAUUUUGCAUAAAUCAUUCUCAUUUUCUGUGUUUGAGGUGGGUAAGCAUUCAUAUUGAAUAGAAAAUUAUUGUUCAGUAAUUAGAUAUCAGUGAUUCGUGUGUGUAAUUUUUGAUAAUGAUAAAUUCUGCACUUGGAAAUGUCGAAAUGCUGUGUGGUUGUACCAGUCUGUUAUUUUGACUGUUUCAUACACGAGAUGUAUAAUACACCACAUUUUCAUCAUACAUUGUCUCCUAGCAAGCUACUUCCACUCAGUAUUGUUCCUUCACACAUCUUGUCUUCCUAGAGUGUGGAUGUGUGGAGUACAGUAGUCUGUGCUGUGUAAGACGUUAAUGGAAGUGCGAUCGAACGAGAACCAUUAUAGUAUUUGGAAAAAAAAUGCAAUUAUGGUAAUUUUCUUGUAAAACCUAAAACUACCCAAUUUUUGUUUUCAUAAAUAUUUGUGUGGAUUACAUGGUGCUGGGAUGUGUGUUAUUUUGAAAUCUCUGUAUUCUUGACCUUUUUCUAUACUGUUUUUGUAUUGGGUGUGUAACUGCCUCCUCUCCUCACUUCACUAAAGUUGGAGAAUGUGGAAGUUUUAGAAUGCUGCAAAUCAAUAAUUGGACCAAAUGAUCAACUUGAUUUGGUGGCACCUUUUAAUAAUUACUUUCUCAUAACUUGAGGCAGUUGAAGAGUAUCUUGCCAGUCUUAAUUAUUUGUGUGCAUGCCUAUAUUUUCUCACAUGUUUAUUGCAUGUUUAACUAUAUUUUAUUAUUUAACAAAUUGGGAUACAAGGAUAAACGUUCUUAUACAGUAAUAAAAUCCAUUAUACUGUAUAGUAUUAAGAAGCUUUGUUCUGUAUUACUGUAUGUUAAUAAUUCUAUUUAAUGUUGAAAAACUGCAUGAUGUGUAUUUUAGCUUGCUAUAAUUCAUAGAAGAAUUAAUAUAAAUUAAUUUUCAUAAAAGUUCAUAUUUUAUUUAUUAAAAGAUUAUU